AUGUAUUCGUCUGGUUUUCCGCAAUAUGUGCCGGAAACCAGCUUGGACAAUGAGCCUCUCAAUUAUAACCUCUUUGAUACUCAGAAAAUGCCCGGUCUUCGGAUUCCUCCCUAUAGACCCACACAAAUGGCAACUGAAGAAUUCGUUAAUCGAUGGCAAGACAUACAAGGGGACUCCCCCAGCUUAGGCCAAGGCGCUCGGAUGUCUCAAGAUGUCCAUUUUGAAAACAGUCUCCAGAAAUCAGGAAACAGCCGGCCUCAGGAUAGAACCCCCUCCGUGGGAUCCGGAGACAACAUAACACUUGGCGAGUUGCGUCUGGUAAAAAACAAAUACGACCAAAUAGACCUGCAGAUGAAGGAGCUCACGGAGGGCUUGAGGCAGCUCGCUGUUCAAUCGGCCAGAGUUGAUAAUCUUGCAGAGCGUGUUCGUCAUCUGGAAAGCCUUCCUGUCCAGGUAGAGAGCCUUCGGGAAAGCAACAAGCGCAUGGAAAGAAAACUACACGAAUGCUGCAAAGAGAUGGACAACGAGGUAAAGCGAAUUAACCGUGUGGCUGACACGUAUGAAUACAUCGACAGAAAAUUCCAUGGCCUACUUUGCCGCCUAUCGAGGCGACGCAGUGCCGAUGAUUGUCGCGUAUUAGAGGUUGGAGACGAGGCAUAA
Molecule: messenger RNA, 660 nt
Organism: Aspergillus tanneri
Lineage: Eukaryota; Fungi; Ascomycota; Eurotiomycetes; Eurotiales; Aspergillaceae
Exons: 3
Coding region: 1-660 (219 amino acids)
Source: RefSeq, a predicted model, not a curated record